UAUACUUUAUGUUAAAAUUGCAUUUUUAAGGAUUACAUUCAUCGGAACGAAAUAAGAAAGAUGUCGCACCAGGAAAUUGAGAAAAAUUCCAUCAAGCGGCCAAACGACACCAGUCCGGUGAAGACUAAGAGGAUCAAGCUUGCGAGUAAUAAAGAGCCGGUACUUGAACCCGCCUUCUCUGGAGACGAAAUAAUAACUGCCGUGCAGAGGUCAACUGAGGAGGAACUCAUAGGGGACUUCAGCUGGCCCUAUACCCUGCCGAUUACGAAAGGAAGGCAUCAGGACCUAAAGUCCAUAACUGCCUCAACUGUGGCCGACCUAAUUACAGGCAGAAUUAUAAAUGUGGAAUUCAAAAUAAUUGAUUGCCGGUAUCCCUAUCAGUUUAAUGGCGGCCAUAUAAGUGGUGCCGUGAAUCUUUAUAAAAAAAACGGGACUGCAUACCCUGCAUUAGAUUACCCAGAGCUUUAUCUCUUGGAUGGUGGAUAUAAUAAAUUCUUCAGGGAGUAA
Molecule: messenger RNA, 507 nt
Organism: Coccinella septempunctata (seven-spotted ladybird)
Lineage: Eukaryota; Metazoa; Arthropoda; Insecta; Coleoptera; Coccinellidae
Product: M-phase inducer phosphatase 1-like
Exons: 2
Coding region: 61-507 (148 amino acids)
Biological process (GO): G2/M transition of mitotic cell cycle; positive regulation of G2/MI transition of meiotic cell cycle; protein dephosphorylation
Cellular component (GO): nucleus; cytoplasm
Molecular function (GO): protein tyrosine phosphatase activity
Source: RefSeq, a predicted model, not a curated record